AUGAGCAUUGACGAUACGAUGUCGCCUCUCUUGUUGAGGAAAUACAAGCAGAAGUACCUCGAGGCGAAAUUAAUGGCUUACAGACGGAGCAUCACAGCUAGAGCGAAGCUCUUCUAUCAGCAGCAGCAGCAGCAUCGAGUCGCGCCUCCGUUUUCGCACAUACAUCGUGAUGAUGGCGAUCGAGAUGAUUUUCGCACAGAUCCCGUUCCCAGGAGCCCGGUAACCAGUAAUUGUUUCCAGCACCGGCUUUUUGGGAACACGAGUGUUUUCAGCACUUUUGGCGGGCCGAGAAAUGGUUUUCAGGGCAGUAGAUUUGCGGUUCCAGCUGGCUGUGGGUUGAUUCUGGGUAGGAAUUUCUCUACCGGUAGUGUUGGAGAAGGGGCGGCCGAUAAGAUUGAGAUUUUGAACGACAUGGCGGGGGCUUUGGGGGAGAAGGCUGCGGAGGUGGCGCCGAUGGUGAAUGAGGUGGCAGUUGCAGCGGCAGAUUCGUUCUUCCCAGUGGCGGCCCUUCAGCACAUGAUUAACUACAUUCACAUCUAUACAGGAUUGAAUUGGUGGGCAUCAAUUGCUGUGGCAACUCUUUUGAUUCGUUCACUUCAGCUUCCUCUUAUCGUGAAUCAGCUGAAAUCAACUACCAAGUUUUCCCUUCUAAGACCAAAGUUGGAGGCAAUCAAAGAAGAAAUGCAAGAUAGGGACAUGAGCCCCAGUGCUGUUGCUGAAGGUCAGGCAAGAAUGAAAGAAUUGUUCAAAGAAUAUGGUGUUACCCCAUUUACCCCUUUAAAAGGACUUCUAAUUUCAGCUCCCAUUUUUGCAAGUUUCUUCUUUGCUGUUAAUAACAUGGCAGAGAAGGUUCCAUCUUUCAAAGAGGGAGGAUUAUUUUGGUUUACUGAUUUGGCAACUCCUGAUAGCAUGUAUAUUUUUCCAGUUCUGACGGCAUUGACAUUUUGGAUUACGGUGGAGUGCAAUGCUCAAGAAGGUUUAGAAGGCAACCCUACUGCCGGUACCAUUAAAAACGUCUCUAGGGUCUUUGCAGCACUGACAAUACCUCUCACAGCUAGUUUUCCCAAGGCUAUAUUCUGUUAUUGGAUCACCUCCAACCUUUUUUCACUUGCAUAUGGAUUAGUGAUAAAGAGACCCGCUGUUAAGAAGAAGUUGGGAAUACCAAGCAUACCCGUGCCACCACCUCCACCACCUUCAACUAAUCAAAAACCUAGCUUCUCGUUUUUCGAAGCACUAAAGAAGUUUGCAGCAGCACAACAACAACAAUCUCUAUCAUCAUCUGCCGAACAAUCAUCAAAACCUACGAAUGGAAGAAUACCCUCAUCAUCCGACCUUAAUCAACGGAUUAAGAGCUUGGAGAAGCAAGUCAAGGGAAGAAAGAAAGGGAAGAGAAGGUGA
Striga hermonthica is the source of this 1398-nucleotide messenger RNA. The record is from the annotation of a GenBank genome assembly. Lineage: Eukaryota; Viridiplantae; Streptophyta; Magnoliopsida; Lamiales; Orobanchaceae.